AUGUUUUCGCAGCCAGACAACACAACUAAUGUACUGCUAGCUACAAUUGCAAUUACAAUUAUGGAUGCACAAAAUAGACCACAUAUUGUACGGGCUCUGCUAGACAGCGGAUCACAAGUGAAUUUAAUAACGAGGGAUCUAGCGGACAAAUUAGCUCUCCCUCUGAAAGGUGAUGUAAAUACAAUGAAGGUAUUACAAGGAAGAUCAUUGACUAGCUAUAACACUGUGGCAGUAGAAAUUAAAUUCAAUAUCUCUGCAUUUUCAAGAAGGAUCAACUGCAUAGUGAUGGACAACAUAACAAGCGAUCUACCGACAUCAAAAAUCAAUAUUGAAAACUGGAAAAUUCCUAAAGGAGUGCUUUUAGCUGACACAAUGUUUGCAAGCCCUGGCCCAAUUCAAAUCUUGUUUGGAUGGGUACUAUCUGGUGCAUACAAGCAACAAACAAAUUCAAAUUAUGUUGGAUUUGUAUCAAAUGUACAACUGCAUGAAGCCAUCACCAAGUUCUGGAAUUUGGAAGAAGUAUUAGAGCCAACAAUCCAUGGGUCAGAGAAGGUAUGUGAAGAGUACUUCUCAAAGACUGUCAGUCGUACAGAAAGUGGAAGAUACAUAGUGUCAUUGCCAUUUAAACUAGAUAAAAAAAAUGAAUUAGGAGAUCCUUUACAGAUUGCAACAUCUCGCCUUAUAAACCUAGUAAAGCGGUUUAAAAGAAAUGAAGACAUAAAAAUCAUGAACAAAUAUUUAAAAUUAGGAUCUGCAGUACCAGUACCAAUAGCAGAACUUAAUCAUCCACAUUAUUAUUUACCACACCACCCAGUUAUCAAGCAAUGGGGCUCAACGAAGUUGCGAGCUGUUUUUGAUGCUGCUACAAAAAGUUCAAGUAGGGUUUUGCUGAAUGAUACACUGCAUACUGGACCAAAAUUGCAGCAAGAACUAAUAUCUAUUUUAAUCAGAUUUCGCUGUUGGAAGCACGUUUUUAUAAGUGAUACUGUAAAGAUGUGCAGAUAA
Messenger RNA from Ctenocephalides felis (cat flea), 1005 nucleotides. RefSeq lists its product as uncharacterized. The transcript is spliced from 2 exons. Lineage: Eukaryota; Metazoa; Arthropoda; Insecta; Siphonaptera; Pulicidae. Bases 1 to 1005 code for a protein of 334 amino acids. The record is from RefSeq and is a predicted model, not a curated record. Gene Ontology annotation, molecular function: aspartic-type endopeptidase activity. Gene Ontology annotation, biological process: proteolysis.